UGGGAGCUCGAGACCCGGCACAGCCUUCCUGUGUGGUUUCAGCUGCCCAGAGAGUGUCAUGGACCUGGGGAAACCAAUGAAAAGCCUGCUGGUGGUGGCUCUCCUUGUCAUUUUCCAGGUGUGCCUGUGCCAAGAUGAGGUCACAGAUGAUUACAUUGGAGACAAUACCACGGUGGACUACACACUUUAUGAGUCCGUAUGCUUCAAGAAGGACGUGCGGAACUUUAAAGCCUGGUUCCUGCCAAUCAUGUACACCAUCAUUUGCUUCAUGGGCCUGCUGGGCAACGGGCUGGUCGUGCUGACCUACAUCUAUUUCAAGAGGCUCAAGACCAUGACUGACACCUACCUGCUCAACCUGGCCAUGGCGGACAUCCUCUUCCUCCUGACCCUUCCCUUCUGGGCAUACAGCGCAGCCAAGUCCUGGACCUUCGGCGUGCACGUUUGCAAGAUCAUCUUUGGCAUCUACAAGAUAAGCUUCUUCAGUGGCAUGCUGCUGCUUCUUUGCAUCAGCAUCGACCGCUAUGUGGCCAUUGUCCAGGCCGUCUCAGCCCACCGCCACCGUGCCCGUGUCCUUUUCAUCAGCAAGCUCUCCUGCGUGGGCAUCUGGAUGCUGGCCAUGGUGCUCUCCACCCCAGAGCUGCUGUACAGCGGCCUCCAGAAGAGCAGCAGUGAGCAAGCACUGCGGUGCUCCCUCAUCACCGAGCACGUGGAAGACUUGAUCACCAUCCAGGUGGCCCAGAUGGUGGUGGGCUUUCUGAUCCCCCUGGGGGCCAUGAGCUUCUGCUACCUCGUCAUCAUCCGCACCCUGCUCCAGGCCCGCAACUUCGAGCGCAACAAGGCUAUCAAGGUCAUCAUCGCUGUGGUCGUGGUCUUCAUCGCCUUCCAGCUGCCCUACAAUGGGGUGGUCCUGGCCCAGACGGUGGCCAACUUCAAUAUCACUGGCAGCGGCAGCUGUGAGCUCAGCAAGCAGCUCAACAUCGCCUACGACGUCACCUACAGCCUGGCCUGCGUCCGCUGCUGCGUCAACCCUUUCUUAUAUGCCUUCAUUGGCGUCAAGUUCCGAAGCGACCUCUUCAAGCUCUUCAAGGACUUGGGCUGCCUGAGCCAGGAGCAGCUCCGGCAAUGGUCCUCCUGCCGUCACACCCGGCGCUCCUCCAUGAGCGUGGAGGCCGAGACCACCACCACCUUCUCCCCGUAGAAGGCUCCUCCGCCGGGACUAGAGGGCCGGGGACAGGCAGCAAAUGACUGGGCUCCAGAAGCUGCAGAGGGAAAGGCAGUCCUGGCCUUGAAGCUCUAUCUCGUGGGGAGAGCCCGUGCAGCAGCCCGGGCCUCCCCCGUGGCCCUAGCUACCUCCACCCAGGUUGCAAAGCGUUGUGACCGACGAGCCACACCAAAUCCUGCAACACUCCAAAACCAAGGCUGUUGUCCCCCAGACCUAAAACCGAAAGUGGAAGUCGGGAAACAGUCCACACUUGGAGUGAAAGAGAGUCGGUGAUGGGUAGACCGGUGGAGGGGGCCUGGCGAGUCCUCUGAAUGAAACUCUUUUGGACCUAGCAAGACAUCCGCCCUGAGAUUCGAGGGCUGAGGCAAGGCCUUCCAGAAAACAAGGCUUUGUCUCCGAGGCCAGAGAUGGUGGGGAGACUUCUUGGCUUGGCAGGGAAAGGGGAUGCCAGUGGGUCAGAGUCUCUGAAUUCCUCCCUCCAUCUUUUUUUCCACUGUCAUCUGAGCUGCCAAGAAAUGACAGCCUCCAGCCCUCCCUGAAAGCACACUUGCCCCUCGCCUGCCCCCUCUCAUCAGGCUGCUGCCC
Neomonachus schauinslandi (Hawaiian monk seal) is the source of this 1807-nucleotide messenger RNA. It is a transcript of the gene CCR7, whose product is annotated as C-C motif chemokine receptor 7. Lineage: Eukaryota; Metazoa; Chordata; Mammalia; Carnivora; Phocidae. The record is from RefSeq and is a predicted model, not a curated record. Gene Ontology annotation, biological process: inflammatory response; immune response; G protein-coupled receptor signaling pathway. The coding region runs from base 59 to 1198 and encodes 379 amino acids. The transcript is spliced from 3 exons. Gene Ontology annotation, molecular function: chemokine (C-C motif) ligand 19 binding; C-C motif chemokine 19 receptor activity; chemokine (C-C motif) ligand 21 binding. Gene Ontology annotation, cellular component: membrane.